Messenger RNA from Cyphellophora attinorum, 1941 nucleotides. Its product is annotated as Superoxide-generating NADPH oxidase heavy chain subunit A. Gene Ontology annotation, cellular component: NADPH oxidase complex; plasma membrane. Lineage: Eukaryota; Fungi; Ascomycota; Eurotiomycetes; Chaetothyriales; Cyphellophoraceae. The transcript is spliced from 3 exons. The coding region runs from base 1 to 1941 and encodes 646 amino acids. The record is from RefSeq and is a predicted model, not a curated record. Gene Ontology annotation, molecular function: superoxide-generating NAD(P)H oxidase activity. Gene Ontology annotation, biological process: defense response; superoxide anion generation.
AUGUCUUCUAGUCCUCCGCCAUAUACAGACAUUGUGCAUACGGACUGGGAGCCGCAACCACUCGUGCCCAAGCCACUGCACAUCCGUCCACGAUAUACGCCGCCGCUGGUUCGGUCCAACACGACAUCACACAAUAAUGCGCCGGUCCAUUAUAUAGAUAAUAUCAACAAAUCACCUCUGUCGAGGUCGCUGCGCGGGUCGCCAAACUCGUCCAUCUCACAGCUUUCCACCAUGUCCGAACGAUCGAGGUCCACGCCGCUGAUGCGGAUGUUGCUAUCGGGGGAGGUCAGUGGAGAGGCACCAAGGGAUCUCAGCUACAAAGAAAGAUUCAACAGAUGGAUGGUCAACGAGGGUUCGCGGCGCGUGGUGGUCACUGUUUUCAUACUGGUGCACUGCAUGAUCUUUGCGUUUGGAUUCAUGAACUACCAACUCAAGGACAACCUGACAAAUGCAAGAGGAACGUUCGGCAUCACAUACCCUAUCGCUCGCUCGGCGGCGCUGUGUCUACACUUCGACGUGGCUUGUAUUCUCCUUCCAGUCUGUCGGACACUCAUCUCGUUGGCUCGACAGACGCCUCUCAACGGCAUUAUUCCCUUCGACAAGAACAUCACCUUUCAUAAAUUGAUCGGCAUUGCGAUCGUUUUCUUCACGUGGGUGCAUACCAUCGCCCACCUCAACAACAUCGCCCAGCUCGCAGCGAAGAACAAGCUGGGCUUCGUGGGAUUUCUCAAGGGCAAUUUCUUGACCGGGCCCGGCUGGUCUGGGUGGGUCAUGACCGUAGUCCUCAUGGCUAUGUUUGGCACGGCGCUCGAGGGACCUCGUCGCGCCAACUUCGAGCGGUUCUGGAACAUGCAUCAUCUAUUCAUCGUUUUCUUCGUUUUCUGGUCGAUCCAUGGCGCCUUCUGCAUGAUCCCGGCAGACAACCAGCCGUUCUGCUUCGGCACGGGGGUGUUCUGGCAGUACUGGAUGGUGGGCGGGUUUGCGUACCUCAUGGAGCGAGUGUUGAGGGAGAUUCGUGGACGGCAUAAGACAUAUGUCAGCAAGGUCAUUCAGCAUCCUUCGAACGUGGUUGAGAUUCAGAUCAAGAAGGACAAGACGCGGACUCGGGCUGGGCAGUAUAUCUUCUUGUGCUGUCCGGAGGUGUCGAUAUGGCAGUACCAUCCUUUCACGCUUACGUCGGCGCCCGAGGAGGACUACAUCUCCGUGCACGUCCGUAUGGUUGGCAAUUUCACCAAGGCUUUGGGCAAGGCUCUUGGUGUGGAGGACAAGAAGCCUGGGGACAAGAAGGAUCGGUCAAAGGUCGUUUCGAUGGCUCCGUUGACCGCAGGCAACAACAAGAACGACAUGAAGCUUACCAAGCUGCUGCCUCGGGUCUAUAUCGAUGGGCCUUUUGGGUCGGCAUCGGAGGAUGUCUUCAAGUUCGAGACUGCUCUGCUCGUCGGCGCCGGUAUUGGUGUCACACCCUUCGCCUCAAUCCUCAAGAGCAUAUGGUACCGCAUGAGCAAUGCAUCAGCCAAGAAGACCCGUCUCCGCAAAGUCUACUUCUUUUGGGUCUGCCGUGACUUUGGCAGUCUGGAGUGGUUCAAGUCCCUCCUGCACGCCAUCGAAUCGCAGGACAAGUCACAUGCUAUUGAGAUUCACGCCUAUCUGACAGCUAAAAUCUCCGCGGCAGACGCCUCCAACAUCAUCCUCAACUCCGGUGAGACCGACGCCAUCACGGGCCUGCGCACGCCGACGAAUUUCGGCAGACCGAAUUGGGACAUGGUGUUCCGCGCGAUCAGGAAGAUACAUUCGCCGGGCGAGUGUGGCGUCUUCUUUUGCGGCCCCAAGGGGUUGGGGAGUCAGUUGCAUGUCAAGUGCAACAUGUACACGCAUGCUGGGGCCGGGGAGAAGGGGAAGGAGGGGGAGUAUAAGUUCGUGUGGGGGAAGGAGAAUUUCUAG